AUGGCAACGGUCACGCGCGCGCGUUUCAACUGGGAGGAGGCUGUGAAGCAAGACCGCGAUCUCAAGCGUAUCGAUGCGUUCGUAAAGCUCACCGUGUCGAAAUGUCCAGGCCAACUGCCUCCGCGCGCUGAUGCAAGCCGCGGCGGCUCUCGAUACGAACCUGCAGCGGACCCAGUCGUAAUCAAAGCAGAACACCACCCGAUAUCAGGGACGACAUCCAUAGCACCGAGCUCAACUGGGUCUGUACCUUUUGCACCGCAGUUUAUUGACCCUCGGGAUUAUCAGAGCGAGUCAUCCAGUGAAAUGGAUACGCGAGAAGUGAACCCAAUGGACGAGCUGAGUGAUUUUGAGUCGGAGACGCCGCGGCGGCAGACGGUGCUGGAACAAGUGCAGCCAAUGGACGUCGAGAUGGCGGCACAAGAUGAAGAAAAAAUGGACGACCAAGCAAAGCUGACGGUGUGCGAAAUCUGCAGGAACUCGGACCAGGAGAACGCAAUCAUUCUAUGCGACGACUGCGACGCUGAGUUCCACAUUUCGUGUCUGGAUCCGCCACUGCUCGAGGUUCCGGACGGAACGUGGAACCACCGCCAACAGCUGCUGCUGAUGAUGAAAGCAGUGCAAGCGCUGCCGGUUAUUCUGAGGUCACUGUCACCGCCAGCUAGCGUGGAUACAAGGGCGACAACAACGAUAAGUUCGAGUGGCCAAGCUGAUGGUGGUGGAAACGUGCUUCUGGACGGAACAGGAGGAAACAGUGACCCAGCGUCGAUCCAUAUUGCGCAGGCACUGGAAGAAGACCCGAGGAAAAGCAACGCGUUGCUGAUCCACGCAUGUAACUGCGACGAAGUACGGUGCUCGGAUCCUGAGCUAAAUGAUUUUUGUCCACACAUGAAGCGGUUCCUGCGCAGUGUGUGUUGGGCGUCGCAUAGCGAUAAGUGGCGCUCCUACCGACUCGCCCGAAUUACAGCCGAGUUGUUUGCAUACCACGCAAUGAAUUGCGAUCUUUUGCAGUGCAAUGUACCGCUCUGCGUCAAGAUUCGCGAAGAAGAAAUCGUUUAA
Messenger RNA from Peronospora matthiolae, 1056 nucleotides. Lineage: Eukaryota; Oomycota; Peronosporomycetes; Peronosporales; Peronosporaceae. The record is from the annotation of a GenBank genome assembly.